AGUCUCUUGAAACACAAAAGUCUUGUUUUUUGUUCACUCGUCAAAUGAAAAAUGUUUUAACGCUAAACAGGAAACAUCAUGCAAAAGGGCAAAUGAACAGAAAAAAAUACCUAUAUUUUAAAAGACGGACAUUUCCGGUGUGCUGGAGACAGACAUCAUCAAGAGAUGACAUCAUCGAUCAGCCUCAGGUGUGUGCGGCCCCGCCCCCUCCCUUUUAAGUGAGGGCAGCCCCGCCGCCAACUUUACUUUCGUCCCUCAAAACAAGAACCAUCCUGCGCGUGACGCAAUGGCGGCGUUCCACCCAGAGUUUGAGCAGGCGGGUCUCCAGGAGGGUCUCCAAGUGUGGAGGGUUGAGCACAUGGACCUGGCCCCCGUUCCCAAGCGUCUUCAUGGCUCCUUCUACUGCGGGGACGCUUACCUGGUCCUCAACAGCAGCCGUCGGCCAGGAUGCCUCCCGCAGGGGCGGCUGUGCUACCACCUGCACUAUUGGCAAGGUGGCGAAUGUACUCAGGACGAGGCCGGGGCGGCAGCCAUCUUGACGGUCCAGAUGGAUGACUUCCUGCAGGGGGAGCCGGUCCAGUUCCGUGAAGUCCAGGGUCAUGAGUCCAACGUGUUUGCGGGAUACUUCAAAGCGGGCCUCAAGUACUUGGCGGGGGGCGUGGCUUCAGGAUUCCGACACAUAGAGACGAGUGACGCUGAUGUCAGGUGGCUGCUGAAGGUCAAAGGUCGCCGCGUUGUCAGGGCAACGCAAGUCCACCUCAGCUGGGAGAGUUUCAACACAGGAGACACGUUCAUACUUGACCUGGGAAAGGAGAUCAUCCAGUGGUCUGGUUGUCAUAGUAACCACUUUGAGAAGUUGAAGGCCACCACGGUGUCCAAGCGUAUCCGUGAUAACGAGCGUUGCGGGCGCGCCUCGCUGCUGAUCUGCGACGAAGGCUCGGAACCUGAAAAGAUGGUGGAGGUCCUCGGGCACAAACCCGAGCUUCCGGAAGCCCGCCCGGACGAUGCCAAGAUGGAUGCCCGCGACAGGAAAUUGGCAAAGCUGUUCAAAGUGUCCGACGUGGACGGGGACUUGGACGUCGUGAUGGUGGGCCGACAGAGUCCGUUCUCCCACAAAACUUUGCUCUCCGGCGACUGCUUCAUCCUAGACAAUGGAAGCAGCGGAUGCGUUUACGUGUGGAAAGGGAAGGACUCAAACGCUGAGGAGCGACAUGCGGCUCUCAAGAUUUCCGAAGAGUUCAUCCAGAAGAUGAAUUACCCAACACACACCCAGGUCGAGGUCCUUCCUGAGCAUGGCGAGACGGUGCGCUUCAAACAAUUCUUUGAAGACUGGCACUAUCCCGACGACACGGUUGGCAUGGGAACGGCCUACUUGUCCAAUCAAAUCGCCAGGAUCGAGAAGGUCCCGUUCGAUGCGUCGUCUCUCCACCAGUCGGCAGCCAUGGCAGCCCAGCACGGGAUGUUGGAUGCGGGUGACGGCGAAAAACAGGUGUGGCGUGUGGAGGGGCAGAACAAAGUGUCGGUGGACUCGUCGGUGAUUGGUCAGUUUUGGGGUGGAGACAGUUACAUCAUCCUGUACCAGUACCGUCACAAAGACCGAGACGGCAGCGUCAUUUAUGUUUGGCAAGGAGCCCGAUCGAGUCAGGAAGAGCUCGCCGCUUCGGCCAUUUUGGCCAUUCAACUAGAUGAGGAACUGGGGGGUGAGGCUGUGCAGGUGCGCGUGGUCCAGGGCAAGGAACCCGCCCACUUGAUGAGUCUGUUUGGCGGCCGACCGAUGGUGGUCUAUGAGGGCGGCACAUCUCGAGGGCGGGGCCAAGAGCAGGUGGCUGAUCUGCGCCUCUUCCAAAUUCAAGCCAACGUCGCCGGACACUGCCGAGCUGUGCAGGUGAGGGCAUCGUCCUCCGGUCUCAACUCCGGCGACGUCUUCCUGCUGGCGUCGUCUUCAGGAUGCUGGAUGUGGAAAGGUCGCGGCAGCAGCUCGGCUGAAGUCCGAGGAGCCCGACAUCUCGCUGGAGUCCUGCGCGAGAACCCCGUCCAGGUGGAGGAGGGGCAGGAGGAAGGGGAUUUCUGGUGUGCACUGGGAGGACGCGAGGACUACUGUGAGUCUCGCCGAUGUGAGGCUCAGAUGGCGGCGCAUCCUCCUCGUCUGUUCGCCUGCUCCUUCAAGACCGGAAAUUUCCUGAUGGAGGAAGUUCCUGGUGAGCUGACCCAGGAGGACCUCGCUCCUGAUGAUGUCAUGCUCUUAGAUGCCUGGGAGCACGUGUUUGUGUGGAUUGGAAAGGAAUCGCACGAGGAUGAGAAAACGGAGGCAUUUGCUUCAGCCUCGAGAUACAUGGAGAGCGACCCGGCCCGCAGAGACCCGCGGACCACAGUUGUGACCGUCAAGCAGGGAUUCGAACCGCCCACCUUCACAGGUUGGUUCCUGGGCUGGGACCGCCGCUAUUGGACCACAGACCCCCUGCGGCGAGCCACGGAGGCGCCACAUGUGUAACGCAGGCCGCAUUUGCAUCACUUCCUGAUCGACACCUUGAAUAAAUCAUGUCUACCGAC
Phyllopteryx taeniolatus (common seadragon) is the source of this 2550-nucleotide messenger RNA. Its product is annotated as gelsolin-like. Gene Ontology annotation, biological process: actin polymerization or depolymerization; actin filament severing; barbed-end actin filament capping. The record is from RefSeq and is a predicted model, not a curated record. The transcript has 18 exons. Gene Ontology annotation, molecular function: actin filament binding; phosphatidylinositol-4,5-bisphosphate binding. NCBI's taxonomy places the organism in Eukaryota, Metazoa, Chordata, Actinopteri, Syngnathiformes, Syngnathidae. Bases 287 to 2491 code for a protein of 734 amino acids. Gene Ontology annotation, cellular component: cytoplasm; actin cytoskeleton.